GUCGAGGCGCAUGGCGAUUUUUUUAUUAUUUGUUUUAAACACGGAACAGAAACCGUGUGUUUCCCCUGUAACAGACCCCCAAUUCGGUAUCGCUCCCAAUUUUUACACCCUCAAAUCUUUGGGUUCUCAGUGUCCAGCUAAGGUCCAUCUCCCCCAACUCGUCUCCCUCGAGUCGUCGAUACGAACACAACUCAGGAGCUCCCUCGUUCUCCCCCUCAAAUCUAUCGGGUAUUCAACUCUCCCCAACGCAGCUCCAAGGUUCGAAAUCACUGCCUUGGGUUAUUGGCUGUAGUGAUUUCGAUGUCAAUGAGUAUAAGAAACAAAUGAAUAUAUUAUUGCAGUGAACUCAAUUCUCGGUUUAUAUGUAGUGGUAGAAUAAUGGAGUUUUCAAUGUACUGUUUUGUUCUCGUGGUGUGUUCGCUCAGUCAAUGUCACAAACAGCUUGUAUUCUAAUUUUGAAACUUAAUGGAUAUCUUCCAAUCCACUUACAUCUAUCUUUCCUCAAUUAGAAGUUCAAAGUAAUCUGCCCACGGAGAGAGAAGUCCGUUCGAUAUAGUCUGUCACUCAUUUUCCCUUGUUUAUAGGAUCUGGUCGAUUUUUCCUCUUUCGAGUUUCGUUCUGUUUUCUACAAUCAAUAACAAAUUCACUUGGUAGUAAUGCGGCACAUGAUCAGGUUAAGAUCUUCUAACCUCUCCGUAUUCUCAAUUCUUCGUCGAACCCAUGUCAAUUCUACUUGUUCUGAUAUUCUUGCUAAGCCUAUCACUGCUGCCCUUCUUAACUUCAGCCCAUCUACCCCUUACAGUUUUUCAGCUAUGGAGCCUCGCUUACAAUUUUUCUCGUCUUCUUCUAUUUUUCCAAGUUCAAACCAUUCAACCUUAAUAGAAACACAAGAAGAUGCUAAUAGUGACGAGGAUGAUGGUGGCUGCGGUGGUGAAGAAUAUGAAGAGGAUGAAACAGAAUUCAAACCAUUGCCUAUGGGAGACGAGGGUCUUGUCCGAGAUACAAUGACUAUUGUGGAUAUAUUACAUGAACUUCGUAGCAGUCCAUCUGAAUCAAAAAACAAGCUUGAGCAUUGCGGGAUUACAGCCUCAUCAGAAUUGGUGGUGGCAGUGCUCUCACAAAUCCGCAAUGAUUGGGAAGCAGCAUUCACGUUCUUUCUGUGGGCUGGAAAGCAGCCUGGUUAUGCUCAUUCUGUGCGCGAAUACCAUUCCAUGAUCUCUAUUCUUGGGAAAAUGAGAAAGUUUGGCACUGCAUGGGCCUUGAUUGAUGAAAUGAGAGGUGGUACCAACGGUCCACCUCUUGUCACACCUCAGACUCUCUUGAUCAUGAUUAGGAGAUAUUGUGCUGUUCAUGAUGUGGGGAGGGCUAUAAAUACUUUCUAUGCCUACAAACGGUUUAAGUUUGAAGUUAGGAUCGAUGAAUUCCAAGGCUUUCUCUCUGCCCUUUGCCGGUACAAGAAUGUGCAAGAGGCUGAGCACUUGCUCUUCACAAAUAAGAAUACAUUCCCGUUUGAUACCAAGAGCUUUAACAUCAUCCUCAAUGGGUGGUGUAAUGUGAUUGUUAGUCCCCGGGAGGGAGAGAGAAUUUGGAGGGAGAUGAGCAAGAGAGGUAUCCAACAUGAUGUUGUCUCAUAUGGAUGCCUCAUAUCAUGCUACACAAAAGCAUGUAAUCUGAAGAAGGUGCUUAAGCUCUUCAACCAGAUGAAGGAAAUGAAAAUUGUAAUGGAUAGGAAAGUCUACAACGCUGUCAUUCAUGCUCUUGCAAAAGGUAGACUUGUGAAAGAAGCUAUCAAUCUCCUGAAAACAAUGGAAGAGAAGGGCGUUGCUCCAAAUGUCGUCACUUAUAACUCACUGAUCAAGCCUCUCUGUCGGGCCCAGAGAAUAGAAGAAGCUAAAGAAUUCUUUGAUGAGAUGUUGCAGCGGGGUUUCUCCCCUACAAUACGGACUUACCAUGCCUUCUUCCGUUGUUUAAGGACAGGAGAAGAAGUGUUUGUGCUCUUGGAAAAGAUGAAAAAUAUGGGCUGCCAGCCAAAUUCAGAUACCUACAUGAUGUUGAUUAGGAAAUUUUGUCAAUGGCGCGAGGUUGAUAAUGCCUUCAAGUUGUGGAACACCAUGAGUAAAAAUGGAGUCCACCCCGAUCGGAGCUCAUAUAUUGUGCUGGUACAUGGGCUAUUUUUGAACGGAAAGCUGGAGGAGGCACACAAAUAUUAUAUAGAGAUGAAGGAGAAACAGUUUGAGCCAGAACCAAAGACAGAUGAGAUGAUUCAGGCUUGGAUGUCUGGUAAACAUGUACCUGAGUGUCAGAAGAAGGAUUUAGAGGGCAAUCAAUUAAAUUGUAGGGAGUCUGUCAAGAACACCAGAUUUGAUCAAACAAGAAAUUUUUGCCGCCAACCUGAAACUAGAAGAGUUGUGAGAGAGCGCGGCUUUUCUUUUUGGGAGCAGUAGGUUCUCAUGUAAUGAGAAGUCUCAACAGUUUGAGGUUUUUCUGUAAACAUGACUGGGUGGUUAGCAACCUCCAAUGUCAAGUUUCCCUUUGACCUCAUUCAGGUACUGGCCAAAGAGGCUUCCUAGAUGGUUCCCCAACAAUUCAAAAUACAGAAAUCAGCAACAAGAAGGCAAACUAAUCUCAUUAAAAAUUCAAGAUCGGCAACAGCAAACUGUCCAUUUUCUAUCCAUCAUCACCAAGAGCUUCAUAGUUUUAUAUUAAUUUUGCAAGGGAGAAGAUAAAAUGAAGGGACAAAAAGGAACACUGCUCCCUGCAUCCAUGCCAAAGUCUGUUGGCUUCACUUGCAUCAAUCCCAGUGUCAUUCAUGUGAUCUGCUGCACCUUGCCUCUCCCUUGUUGCACGGCAAUUUUAUGAAGAAAUGUGAAAAAGGAUAAUGGCAAUGGAAAUGCUACGGGAGUAACUUCGAGGGCUCCCUAUCCUCCAAAACAAAAUAGCGACUACAGAGACUCCUUCCAGGAAUUGUUCAGAUGCCCUUCCACUCACCUUUCUGUGCCUUAAGAUAUUCUCAUUUCCUAACAGAAUUCAGACUAACUAAAUUGACCCUGACAGUGUAAAACCCAAAUGACAGACGCACGCACCGUUUGGAUUAAAUACCAAACACUGCGUUUUCAGACUAUUGAAAGGACUCUAUUGCAAAAACGGUGCGCAGCACCUAUUUAAAACAUAAGAAACGGUGCGCAGCACCCAGUUAUUUAAUACGGAACACUUCCUUGCUUGCCGACGUCGUUGUUGCUUCUUUAACUUCAUCACUUCUACACUUCGAUCUCCCCAGUUCAGUUCCAUCUCAGAUCAGUUCUUCGGAGCCCUAACAUUCCCUUCCUCUUCAAAGAACCUUGCCCACAAGGUGUGGGUAAAGGUUUCGAAGCUUCCACAAGAUUUCCCAGCUACUUGCCUCUGUCGGUAACCCAUUCCAUUUCACCAACACUUCAGUCACUACUCGGUCUCCCUGUUUCUUCAUCUUCCUAUCCAAAAUCAGUUCUGGUUCCGGUUGAAUCUCACCAGAGGAAUCAAUGGGAGGGAGAUUCGGGAGGAUUGGGGUCUGAGAACCCAAUUUCUUCUUCAGACAAGACACGUGAAACGUGGGAUGGAUCUUCGAAGACUCUGGUAGCCUUAGAUGAUAGGCGACAAUUCCGAUCUUUUCUUCCACCUGGAAAGGUCUAUAGAAUCUUGGUGAUAGCUUCAGAUUCCGCCUCAAAGCUAGAGUUUUUUGACGAUAUGGUUGCAGUUUCAGGGUUAAACAUUUUUAUGGGAAGGCGGAUUUCAUCUUUCAGCCCGCUUAUGAAGCAACACAGCUUGUGUUCAUCGGAAACGCCCCUCAAUCGAUUAGCUAGGGCUUCAAAUUGUGCCGUGUAAGCCGCAAUAGAGCUGGACUGUUUCAAUCGGGUUAGAGCCUCCAUGGGACUAUUGUACGACGUUGGUCCAAAGCGGAGGAGCAUAGACCUGGUUAAUGUGUCCCAAUCAUGGAAAUGACCCCUCUCAAAAGACUCUUGGUACCAUACUAGAGCCUCCCCCUCCAUGUGGUAAGACGCCAUGAGCAAGCGAUGUGGCAAGGGAGUCUGAUGGAAUUCAAAGUAACGGUGUGCUUUGAAAAUCCAUGCAGCUGGAUUGUCUCCUUGAAAGUGGGGAAAGUCUAAGCGGACACCCCUGAAAUUGCCUCUUCUUGGCUCUUGUGGUUCAUGGUCUUCAUACUGUAGCUGGCGUUGUUCCUGAUCAUUUUGUUGAUUGUUUUGCUGAUUUUGGUUGUGCUGUUGUUGUUGGUGUUGCCGAACUAUUGUGCGCAUCAUAUCAUUGAGUGUGUCGAAAUUAUGCUGAAAAUUCGUCAUGGUUUGCUGGUUUUGUUCAUUUUGCUGUUGUGUCUGCUAUUUAAGCUCCAGUAUUUGCUGCUGUAACUCCUCA
Molecule: messenger RNA, 4401 nt
Organism: Carya illinoinensis
Lineage: Eukaryota; Viridiplantae; Streptophyta; Magnoliopsida; Fagales; Juglandaceae
Product: pentatricopeptide repeat-containing protein At5g15010, mitochondrial
Exons: 4
Coding region: 657-2444 (595 amino acids)
Molecular function (GO): protein binding
Source: RefSeq, a predicted model, not a curated record